This is a messenger RNA of Nilaparvata lugens (brown planthopper), 2487 nucleotides long. Its product is annotated as recQ-mediated genome instability protein 1-like. Bases 101 to 1717 code for a protein of 538 amino acids. Gene Ontology annotation, biological process: double-strand break repair via homologous recombination; resolution of meiotic recombination intermediates. Lineage: Eukaryota; Metazoa; Arthropoda; Insecta; Hemiptera; Delphacidae. The record is from RefSeq and is a predicted model, not a curated record. Gene Ontology annotation, molecular function: nucleotide binding. Gene Ontology annotation, cellular component: nuclear body; RecQ family helicase-topoisomerase III complex. The transcript has 8 exons.
UAUUAGCAGCAAAGUGCAACUUGAAACAUCUUACUUUGAUUUAUAUAAUGUAACAAAUAUCCAAAAAUCCUGCUCUGUCUUGAAAUCAAGUCGAAUCAAUAUGACCAACGAAUCCGAGGUAGUGUCAAGAUUUUUGUCAACGAAAAAUAUUCACUUGCCAUCAUCGAAUGAUUGGUUGGACGGCUGUAUUGAAUGGUUCAAGAGUCAACAAGAAAAUUAUUCAACUUCUGAACUUCAAAAGUUUGCUCUGCAGCAAUGGCUUUUAGCGGAUCUAAAGAUGAUCAGUCACGGGUCUCUACCACCAAAUCUGUCAGAUAUAAAUAGUAUUAUGUUAACUGGAACUUAUCCUAUGCAGAUAAACUAUUUUUUCAACGUUGGAGAGUCUGCCUACAGUCAGUAUGAAAAGAUGCGUAAACUGUGUUUGGAUGAUCAGCAAAUUGGAGCUGAGACGCAAGCCAGUUGGAUGCCAAAACCCAAACGUAUGUUAAAAAUGGAAAUCACCGACGGGGUUCAAACCAUUCAAGGCUUUGAAUACUCUUAUCUAACUAAGCUGAAUGAGUCCAUGGAACCUGGGCUCAAGGUGGUAGUCAAAGGUCCUGUAGAGUGUAGAAAAGGUGUGCUUCUUUUGAAAGAUAAUAACAUUGAGAUUUUAGGCGGCGAACUGGACACAUUGGUUGAAUCAAAUCCAGUUGCUCACAUCAUAGCCGAAAAAUUACAAUUCGAUCCAAAUGUUGUUAAAAAUAAUAUAGCUCAAACAGAUAAUACAACCCAGCUAUUUUCUCAAGUAAAUGUGGGGAACGAAAAUCGAGCACCUAAUACAAAUCAUAUGCAGCCUGUUGAUGAGCGAAAUCUGUUGGACUCGGACGAUGAUGACAUAUUCCUGAGCGUGCAACCUGACAACGACACCGCCAACCUGAACAAUGUUACACACCGUAACAACCCGGCGCCCACAUCUCAGUCAACUAGUAACGGACAUUUUGAAACUGUGGACUUACUUGAUGACGACAUAGAUAUACCCUUUGAAAAUGGCGAUAUCUAUGAGAAUAAUGUUGCGACUAACUUGAAUAACUCGAGAAUGUAUAAUGAACGUGAUUGGUCAAACGACGCUCGCUUUGAUAUUUCAGAUGACAUUGUGGAAACAACUCCUAGUUUUCCGAGCACAUCAUAUCCACAGUCUCAUUCUUCAAGCAGCAGUUCAAGAAAUACAGAACCAGUGUCCAGCAAAAGUGUGAGUAGGCCGCCUAGCAUGUCUACUGUUGCAAGUGACAAUAAGACUUCUGCAUCUCUAGUGAGAAACACAACAUCUCAACAGCCGUCCAUGACGUCAUCUUCAGUUACUAGAAGAACAAAUGAAGAAAGGAUUGAGACCAUUCCCAUUGAAAGAACCAUGACUGUUAACUGCAAAGUGGAAAAAUGGAAAUCGAAACUAAUGGUUCAGGAUGGAAAUUGGAAUUUGAAAGUUUCACUCCUGAUAAUUGGCCAGAAAAUUGUGGAUGCUUCCUUUGAGGUCGAUGUCUUGAAUAAGCUUAUAGGAUUUAGUUAUGCAGAAAUGUUGGCUAGAAAUAGGGAAAUGGCUGUUAAUCCUGCAUUAAAAGAAAUGUUUGAGAAGAUUUUCAAAGCUGCUCAAUUAUCAAUUAAAAACUUGAAAUGUAAAAUGACGCUCCAAAAAUCAUCCGAUGGAGAAUCAUUCACAAUAAUCGACGUUGAUGAAUCAUAAGCGAAACACACUAUCCAAAGCAUUUGAAAGAUUCAUCAACCCGAGAAGACAUUGAUUCUUACACUUGUAAAAGGUAAAGACGAAUACUUCCAACAUUAUACUUAUUCAGCUGUAUUUUACUUUUUAAAUUUUUAUAAUAGCGGAAAUUGUAAAAGGUAAAGAUGAAUACUUCCAACAUUAUACUUAUUCAGCUGUAUUUUAUUUUUUAAAUUUUUAUAAUAGCGGAAAUUGUAAAAGGUAAAGACGAAUACUUCCAACAUUAUACUUAUUCAGCUGUAUUUAAUUAAUUUAAAUUUUUAUAAUAGCGGAAAUUGUAAAAGGUAAAGACGAAUACUUCCAACAUUAUACUUAUUCAGCUGUAUUUUAUUUUUUUUUAAAUUUUCACAAAUUUUUAUAAUAGCGGAAUCUGUAUCAUCAUAGAUGUGCCUUGGGUCCAAAUGAACUAUAUUUAUAUUAAUCCAACUUUCUACUCUGUAGUUUUAUUUUAAUUACAGUAUUAAUAUUCCACUAUACUAACCCUGAGCAGCGGCAAGCGCAGCUAUCGUAUUAAAUUUACUUAUAAAACAAUGCGACAUCCACAAAAACAUCAUGACUUGUCAAUAGUUACAUCUGGUAACACCUAAUAUUAUUGCUGACGCUGUAUUCCAUUGUAAUGCUCGAUCAUAGUACUUUUAGUCAGUCUACUGCCAAACUUCACCGAGAGCACUUCUCUCUUUUUCGAUGUAUAUUUUAUAAUUAUGUGUUUGAAAAUAAAGUUUUCUUUUUAAAAA